CAGCACCGCAUGUGUUUGUCUCCCAGCAAGUGGAUUAUGAGGAGGUGUCUGCACGAAAUCCAAGUUAACAUCUUCUUUUUCUGACUGAGUGCUUUUCAGAGGACGCUUUUGAAAAUUUAAUCUGAACUUUGUGAGAAGAUGGAUAACAAGGAGGAAUCAAAGAGUUGUUCCGUCAGUGUGCUGACCUGGGAGCAGGUGAGCCGGCUGAAUGAAGUUCUGACGGAGGUUGUGCCCGUCCAUGGACGGGGGAACUUCCCCACCCUCGAGGUGCGGCUGAAGGACAUCGUGGCCCGGGUGCGCUCCCGCCUGGAGCUCAGGGGCAUCCGAGUGAAGGACGUCCGGCUCAACGGCUCCACAGCCAGCCACGUGCUGGUGCAGGAUGUUGGCUGGAGCUACAAGGACCUGGACGUUAUCUUCAGGGUGGACAUGCCGCACGAGUCAGAGUACAGGCUCAUUAAGGACGUGGUGCUGGGAACCCUGCUGGAAUUUCUGCCCGAGGGUGUAAACAAGGAGAAAAUCACACCCAUGACUCUCAAAGAGGCUUACGUGCAGAAGCUGGUGAAAGUCAACACAGAGCAGGACCGCUGGAGUCUGAUCUCCCUCUCCAACAACAACGGGCGCAAUGUGGAGCUGAAGUUUGUGGACUCGAUACGCCGGCAGUUUGAGUUCAGUGUGGACUCCUUUCAGAUCGUGCUGGACUCCAUGCUCUCCUACUACGAGCUGGCACAGACGCCCAUGUCUCAAGCUUUCCACCCCACAGUGAGCGGGGAGAGUGUGUACGGGGACUUCAGCCUGGCGCUGGGCCACCUGCGGGACAAACUCAUCGCCACCAAGCGGCCCGAGGAGAUCCGCGGCGGCGGCCUGCUGAAAUACUGCAAUCUGCUGGUGAGGGACUUCCGUCCUGCCAGCGAGGAGGAGUUCAAGGCCCUGGAGCGCUACAUGUGUUCCCGCUUCUUCAUUGACUUCCCUGACAUUGGUGAACAGCAGCGCAAGGUGGAGGCCUACCUGCAGAGCCACUUUGUGGGCGAGGAGAAGAGCAAGUACGACUACCUCAUGAUCCUGCGGCGCGUCGUCAACGAGAGCACGGUGUGCCUCAUGGGGCACGAGCGGAGGCAGACGCUGCACCUCAUCUCGCUGAUGGCCUUCAGAGUGCUGGCGGAGCAGAACGCUAUCCCUGACGCGUCCUGCGUCACCUGCUACUAUCAGCCGGCGCCCUACGUCCGAGACCACAACUUCAGCAACUACUAUGUGGCUAACCAGAACAUUCCAACAUGGCUGCCAUGUAACUGACAUAAAGUGGACGGACGUAAAAGAGGGAGACAAGAGAAGGACGUAAAAAAACUGAAAAAAAUAUAUUGAGGCAAUAAAUACAAAGUUCCUCUCAAGGCACAAUUAUAUUUAAGUGGACAGGUGUUUUGCUUUGUUUUUGGAAUACUUUCUCAUUCCUCAUCUUCAGAGUUGUCUAGGUCAUUGAAUAGAAAGUGAUAUUUUUAAGUGUUUAGACUUUCUUUUUUUCUUUUUUUCAUGUUUGGUUGUUUCCCCGUUUAUCAGAGUUGUGUUUUGUGCCUUAACCUCCAGAUGUACGCCCCAAUAAUUUAAGUAUUGGCUAUGUUUUUGAAAAAGGGAUGAAAAUAAUGUUAUAGCCUAAAAUGUAUUUUUCUCCUGUGAUUUAGUAAAAAAAAUAAUACAAAUGUGAAAGUCAGAAAAAAAUGUAAAAUAUUUAAAAAUAGUAUUAUUGGGGUAGGGGAUAUAUAAUAGGUGACGAGCCCCAAAAAAAGCAGAGCACCAGUGUUAUAAAUAUGUUUGAUUCACUGGGGAGGGGAAAGAAGGUGUUACACUAAUAACGUUGUUCACAUCAGAUAUGAAGAGGGAAGCGAGCGGAGUCCAUUUAUUUUUAAUUCAUUUAGACAUGUAAAUAUCUCUUGCAUACAUUUGUAGUCUCCCUGAUACGCCGACAGUGCCUGUGAUUUGUAAACAGUGCAGGAGAUGCAAAAAAAUAUUUUUAUUUUCCACUGUGAAUUUCAGUGUAGGACGAGCUCACUCCCCCCCCCCCCCCCCCGUAUCCAGUUUACUCAGACCUGUACUUUGCAGUCGAGACGGGAUCAGAGUGGGACAGCUUGGGCCUCAGAAAGAUGGCUCCUGUGUGUCUGAGGAGUUUAUGUUCCUCUGUGUUUUUAAGUCUCUUCCAAAGCCUCACCAGUGACCUCCAGAUGUCAGUCUUAUGGCCAUUGUGGGAAGCUCUGUGACGGGCUGCCUGGAGCGAGGCCGGCUGGGAGUCCCUUCCCUAAAAAGGAGCAGCACAUGGCGUCCCUCACAACCAUCGCAGGCUCGACCGCGGACCUGAAACGGGAUCCUCCUCUGACGCAGCUCACUGACUGGCUCUCAAACUAUAAUUAUCCUCUUUUUCUUUUUUCCCUGGGGGUGAUAUCUUCGGUGCCCUGCCACCUUACAUGUGUGGGGAGCUGAGUCACUUCCUGUCCUCUCUUUACCACGCAGUGUUUGAACCCCUUUUGUGGUCAUGGGAGCGCAGAGUGCAGCUGGUAUGUCGAGAGAGAAAUGCUCACGUCUGCCAGUGGGAUUCCUCUCCCCUUUGGGAGUUUGAGGAAUCCUGGAAGCUACUACCGGCCCCCCCUCCCUGAAAAAUGUGACGGAUGUGCAGGUCCUCAAAGUUAUGAAUUACUAUUUCUAGCCAAGCUUAUUAUAGACAUUUAAUUAUGUGCUCUUGCGGUGCGGCUAGCAGAUUAGCUUUAGCUGUAUGAGCUGUAACUCUCACAUGUGGUAUCUCCUCUUCACUUUCCUGAUAUAACAGCAUCCAGGCUUGAGAGAGGGAAAGUUGCUGUUCUUAUGUAAGAGACAGAAGCUGCCUUCCUGCUGCUCGUUCCACAGAUAACCAGCAGCGCCGCUUAUCUGGCUGGGGGCACGACUCCUGGCUGGUGAGAUGAAUUAUUGAGAGGGCGGUCAGCUCGCCCCCCCCCCGCGCAGGUCACAACCCGGGUCAGGACACGCUCUACUGCUGAACUUUGGUAGGUGACCUGCCAUAGUCUUUUUUUAACAACAAGUCAGGGGCCACACAUUGUCAGAGUUACAACCAGCAACUGCAGCGCUCAAGUGCCUUUUGGAGAGUGAUUUAGGUUCUUUUUAAGGAGGGAUUGUUCUCAGCCGUGUGCAAUGUGGACGAUCCACGACAACAUCUUUGAUUACAAGAGAUUACAUCCUAUCCCAGUCGGGAAAUUAAUUAUGGGUUGAGUUUUUGUUGUUUUAGUUUCAGUCCCAAACCAUUAUCUCCCUUGAAAGCCAUCCGUCUAGUCAUUCCUGUCAGUGUUUCUCUGUCUUUCCUACCAGUGUGGGCCUUGUUGCCGCUGGCAGCCAUGUUGACCUCAGUCGUGCCUGAAUGCCUUUUUUGAAAUCAAACUUUUUGAUUUUCCAAACGGGCAUUAUAUUUCUACACCCUGCCGAUCAAUUGUAGCUCCACCGGCCCUGAUGCAACUUGUCUUGUGUUCCUAUCCAAACCAGAGCAAUACCUGAAGUGCACUGAGCCAGACUUUUGGCCCAGCAGCUGGAGGUCCCCCAGCAGAGACCCUCACUGACAGAAGCACUUUAUCGAGGCCUUGUUUUACUCCAGCCACCGGAGAGGAAUGUAAAUAACCUAAUGUGGUGGAUUUGCUGGAGGGAGUUGAGCUGGUUCUCAGGGACAUAUCAUGUGUUUUUGAGGGCUUUGUUUUGUCCCUUUUUUUAUUUUGGAAGGGUGAAUAGGUUUCAUCUGCCUUACAUAUUGAGGCAUCCCCUUCUAACACUUCAUGUGUGUCUUCUUCUCUCUGUGAUAAUUGUGCCAGCAGGUUCUUAUUAGAGUAGAUCAUGUCUGAAAGUGGAGGUAGCAGACUUUAGCGUGCAGCGUUGGCUUUUGUUCUUAUCAUCUCUCAGCGGGUUGUCGCCUCUUUGUUUAGUGCCAACAGCUGGAUUCAUCACCACACUCUUAACAUAAUCUGUGACUUGUUUCAAAGCCAAAAAACAUUGAUUUGGUGCUUAAAAAAAACAAAAACGUUUUUGCUUCACGUAAUGUCAAUCAUUCCCCAGUUUGUUUAUCCCCUCUGAGAGAUGAUAGAUUAAAUCUUGGAGCCACAUGCGGCAGGUUAAAGUCUGUCUGAGCGACGAGUGGUCCCUUUUUGGGGGCUUUUUGUUGACAUCGCUCAGUCAAUCAGUUUGAGCGAUGUCAAAGAAAAUGCAACGUGCGUUUUCUAGACAAUCGAUGGUGAACGCAGCCUGGAAUGUAAAUACUUGUGCGUUUUUCUGAUGACUAAAAAAUGUGUGCCUGUUUAAUGAAAGCUUUACCUUCCCCCCCCCCUCCCCCCCCCCACACUAGAGGAGAGAGGGGGUGCAGCAGCUCACGUUGAAUAAUGUCCUUCAUCAGGGUGGAUGUGUCUGUGUGUGAACAGGACGAUGUGGAGAAAAAAAGAGGGUUGAUUAUUUCCCCCUUUUUUUUUGUCAGCACACAUUCUAUUUUCUGCUGUAAACUACGUGUGAAUCCUCUGCUUCUCUCACCCCCCCCUCGCCUCUGAUUGUCUCACUUGUUUGGGGCUUUGUUUAUUAGUACAGCGUUUAUUUAUUUAUGACGCCUGUAGAUGUGUUUUUUGCGCUGGGGGGUGCAGAGAAAGCGGAGGAUUGUAUUUGUAGUGGUUAUGUGUGUCUAAAGUCUUACACCAUAGGAAUGUGAUGGAGACUUUCUUACACUUCCUUUAUGAGGUGUUGUGAAUAUUACUGCAGCAGAUUUGUGUUUACGUUAAUGCGUGGAGCUGUGUGUAUGUGUGUGUGCUUGUCUGCAUGUGUGUAUGAAGAAGUAGCUAUAAAAGUUUAAAAAAAAAAAAAAGUGGGAAGACAUCUGAAAUUUUUCGCACUAUAUAUAUAUUUUUGAAAUAGUUAAUGCAAAAGAGCUUUUGUCAGCUUCGUGAUUGUGACGACGAGUUGAUGGUUACAACCAUUAUACUAUUUCAUUUUUCAGGACUUUUACCUCACUUGAGUUUUUCCUUUUGAAUGGAAAUGUACAUCAGGAAAUGUGUUUGAAGAGGAAAUGAUGAAUAAAAGAGUAUUAAAUGCAA
Molecule: messenger RNA, 5093 nt
Organism: Notothenia coriiceps (black rockcod)
Lineage: Eukaryota; Metazoa; Chordata; Actinopteri; Perciformes; Nototheniidae
Gene: tent5c
Product: terminal nucleotidyltransferase 5C
Exons: 2
Coding region: 139-1290 (383 amino acids)
Biological process (GO): mRNA stabilization
Molecular function (GO): RNA binding; poly(A) RNA polymerase activity
Source: RefSeq, a predicted model, not a curated record